Talaromyces amestolkiae is the source of this 942-nucleotide messenger RNA. RefSeq lists its product as uncharacterized. Gene Ontology annotation, biological process: carbohydrate metabolic process. Lineage: Eukaryota; Fungi; Ascomycota; Eurotiomycetes; Eurotiales; Trichocomaceae. Gene Ontology annotation, cellular component: extracellular region. Bases 1 to 942 code for a protein of 313 amino acids. The record is from RefSeq and is a predicted model, not a curated record. Gene Ontology annotation, molecular function: chitinase activity. The transcript is spliced from 2 exons.
AUGUUUCACAGACUGGCCUCUCCGCUCAUUGCGGCAUUAGUCCUGUCUCAAUCCGUCCUCAGUUUCCCUUUAACUAGAAGACUGGAUAACGGCUCGCCUCUCCGGAACGUACAAUACGUCCAGACUUUCACAGAUCGCAGUGGCAAUUGGUUCAAUCUGACUGACCUGGUGACUCAAGACACCGGUGUUACACAUAUUAUCCUUGCAUCGUUGCAUCUGGACAAUCCGACAGAGAUCCAUUUGAAUGAUAACGAUAUCGAGUCUGCCUAUUGGGACCCGUUGUGGCCCAUGGUAUCGUCACUGCAGGCCGCGGGAGUCAAGGUUAUGCUAAUGAUGGGCGGUGCUGCUCGAGGCAGUUAUGCCAACCUCCAAAACGACUUCGACACAUAUUACCCCAUCAUCUUAUCAAUUCUCAAAAACCACAACCUUGACGGCUUCGACAUGGAUGUUGAAGAAAACGUCUCAGAGUCCGUCCUGCUCAGACUCGCACAACAACUUGAUGCCGACAUGGGCACUGACUUCAUCUUAACCGCUGCGCCUGUGGCUCUAUCCAUGUCCAACAGCGGAAACCUGGAUAAUGUAAGCUGGCCUGCAUUGGACCAAGUAGCCACCAGCUCAACACGGCCCAACGGGAAAUUAUUCAGUUGGUACAACACUCAGUUCUAUGACGGCUGGGGUACUGCUGCAUCGACCAAUUCAUAUGAUACUGUCAUCGGUGCGGGUUGGGAUCCGAGUCGUAUUGUUUUGGGUGUUCUUACCGCUGCUACUGCUGGAAAUUCAUGGCAGCCAACUACAGUAUUGUCAACCACUAUUGCAAGUCUAAAGGCUAAGUAUGCGAACUUUGGUGGUGUCUUUGGUUGGGAAUAUGGGUUGGCGGGAGAGAGUGACGGUCAAACGCCGGUCGAAUGGGUGGGUGCAAUAGGUAGUUACUUAGCUGCGUAG